UUCACUGCGUCGUGUCUGCUCCGCAGAAUAACCGCCAAGCAAAUUAGAGAAAACAUAACAUUAAAUAUUCCCGAAAGUGAGCUUUUGAGUGGGCAAAAUGGAACGGCCGGCCCUGCUGCAGAACGGAGAGCUGGGCAACAUGGAUUCCUCUACAACCAGACUGGCCAGCAAGCCCUUCCCCAAGCCCUUCUCGAUCGAGAGUCUGAUUGCCAACCAAACACCUGCCAGUGCCGCACCUCCUUCGCCGCCCGAGGAGCGGGAUCAGGAGCAGGAGCCGGAACAGGAGCAGGAGCUGAGUGCCCGGGCCAUGGUGGCCAGUUCCGCCCUGGGCCUCACCCAGUUCCCGCUGUACAACCCCUGGCUGCAUGGCUAUUUCGCCCAGAACCACGAGAGAUUAACGCAUUUAAUUGCCGGCGGCUGCUACCUGCCCUCCACUCCAGCUAGUCAUCCGGCUCCGCAGCAGCCGCAACCACAGCCACCGCCACCACCACCGUCACAUGCCUUGGAGAAGCAGCUUCCGCCCACCUUGCCGCAUCCGCUGGAUACGCGUUUCCUGCCCUUCAAUCCCGCCGCUGCCGGAGUCGCGCCCACGGAUCUCAGCUACCGGCGAUUGGCCGAGCUCAUGAACCAGGACUACGUGCACAGCCUGAGCGUCCAUGCUCGACUGCAGCACAUGGCCGCCGCCGGCAGGCUCCAGGAGGAUCAAUCAAACCCCGGAUUGGGGCAGCUCCAGGAGCCGUCGCCCCCGCAAGCCCACUCCUCGCCAGCGAAGUCCGGCAGCCACAGUCCCGUGGAGCCGACGCUGGAUGUGGGCAUGGACGAGGACUUCGAGUGCAGCGGCGACUCCUGCAGCGAUAUCAGUCUGACCAUGUCGCCCAGGAACUACGCCGGAGAGAUGGACAAGAGCCGCAACGGAGCCUACACCAACUCGGAUAGUGAGGAUUGCAGUGAUGACGAAGGGGCACAUUCUCGGCAUGAAGGCAGCGGAAUGGGUGGCAAGGACUCGCAGGGCAACGGCUCCAGUUCCAGCUCGAAGUCCCGUCGCCGGCGAACAGCCUUUACUUCGGAGCAGUUGCUGGAACUCGAGCGGGAAUUCCACGCCAAGAAGUACCUCAGUCUCACGGAGCGCAGUCAAAUAGCCACCAGUCUAAAACUAAGCGAGGUUCAGGUGAAAAUCUGGUUCCAGAACCGACGAGCCAAAUGGAAAAGGGUCAAGGCGGGACUCACCUCCCAUGGAUUGGGUCGGAAUGGGAGCACCAGUGGCACCAAGAUUGUGGUGCCCAUCCCGGUGCACGUCAACCGAUUUGCAGUGCGAUCCCAGCACCAGCAGCUGGAGAAGAUGUGUCUUAGUGGACCGAAGCCGGAUCUCCGCAAGAAGCUCUCGGCGGAGGCGAUCGGAGGAUUCGAGAAGUUCAGCGGUCCCACCAACGCCCCGCCGCCAUCGGGAGGAGCUGUGGGAUUGGGAGUGGGAGUAGGAGUCGGCUUGGGAGUGUCCACGCCUCUGUCCCUCGCCAGGAGUAUAUAUUGAUGGAGUUCGGCUCCGGCUCCCAAGACGCACGAGUGUAUAUACCUAAGGAGGCGGUUCCGCUGCUAACGGAGUUUUCUUUUUGUAAAUAAACGAACGAAAAAUCAAAUGCGAA
Molecule: messenger RNA, 1640 nt
Organism: Drosophila takahashii
Lineage: Eukaryota; Metazoa; Arthropoda; Insecta; Diptera; Drosophilidae
Gene: unpg
Product: homeobox protein unplugged
Biological process (GO): regulation of nervous system development; regulation of transcription by RNA polymerase II
Cellular component (GO): nucleus
Molecular function (GO): RNA polymerase II transcription regulatory region sequence-specific DNA binding; DNA-binding transcription factor activity, RNA polymerase II-specific
Source: RefSeq, a predicted model, not a curated record